AUGAAAAGGUUAAACAGGAAGAGGGAGAGGAGACAUCCCAAGCCCACUGAUGUCAUGAACAAUCAUAAACAACUGUUCUCUCUCUCUGUCCCACCCUUCCUCCCUGCCACCUUCCCUCCCUGCCACCCUCCCUGCCUCCCUCCCUCCCUCCAUCCCUCCCUCCCACCCUCCGUCGCUCCCUCCCUCCCUCCCUCCCUCCCUCCCUCCCUCCCUCCCUCCCUCCCUCCCUCCCACCCUCCCUCCCUCCCUCCCUCCCUCCCUCCCUCCCUCCCUCCCUCCCUCCCUCCCUCCCUCCCUCCCAUUCAAAGCAUGAACGAGGAACACAGUAAAUGGGUUUUAAGAGCUGACACAGAGACGAAGACGGCUAUUAUAAAAGUUAUGACACGUUUAAAUGGGAAAAGGGAACAAACAGGCAGAAAGCAAAGGUUUGACAGUGGCUACGCUUCCUCCGCAGGUUCCAGAGCUCUGUCUGAGAUCGAAAAUGUGACCAAGGAACUUACAUUGAAGCUGAGAAAUACAUACAGUUUAAACGUCGUUGGCAAUGCAAUUCGAAACAAGUGCAGAAGCGUGUUGAAAAAAUGUCCCACCCUUCCUCCCUGCCACCUUCCCUCCCUGCCACCCUCCCUGCCUCCUCCCUCCCUCCAUCCCUCCCUCCCACCUUCCGUCGCUCCCUCCCUCCCUCCCUCCUCC
Molecule: messenger RNA, 690 nt
Organism: Dreissena polymorpha
Lineage: Eukaryota; Metazoa; Mollusca; Bivalvia; Myida; Dreissenidae
Exons: 7
Source: RefSeq, a predicted model, not a curated record